CACCUCCCAGCACUAGGGGGCGCUGACCUGUCUGCAGUCCCUCUUUAGUCCACGUCAUGCUAACAGCAGCUUUAAGCUUCUGAGCAUGCGCCUCGCGAGCUCCUUCGAUAUCCACGAUCCGGAGAGCACCAGUGAACGAUGACAAAGAUGCUACCCGUGUUUUUGGUCCUGGCUCUGUUUGGCCUUGGCUCAGGAGAAGAGGGAGCUCGUCUGCUGGCCUCUAAAUCCCUGCUGAACCGCUACGCUGUGGAGGGCCGUGAUCUGACCCUGCAGUACAACAUCUACAAUGUGGGCUCUAGCGCUGCCCUAGAGGUGGAGCUGUCGGAUGAUUCUUUUCCCCCUGAAGAUUUUGGAAUUGUUUCGGGAAUGUUGAACGUCAAAUGGGACAGGAUUGCACCAGCCAGCAAUGUCUCCCACACAGUGGUGUUGCGCCCCCUCAAGGCUGGUUACUUCAACUUCACCUCUGCCUCUGUCAGUUACCUGGCCCAGGAGGGAGGACAAGUUGUGGUUGGAUACACCAGUGCCCCUGGCCAGGGAGGCAUCCUGGCUCAGCGGGAGUUUGACCGGCGCUUCUCCCCACACUAUCUGGACUGGGCUGCGUUUGGCGUGAUGACUCUGCCCUCCAUCGGCAUCCCUCUGCUACUCUGGUAUUCCAGCAAGAGGAAGUACGACUCGCCAAAGACCAAAAAGAACUGAGGAGGCACCACCGGGUUUAAAGCUGGGGACUGGGUGGGAAUAGAAGUGGAAGGCUUCAGUGGGAUCUCUGAAUAGCUUAAUAACCCAUAUUGGGGUUGAAAGAUAAAAGUAAAGUGACCAAGAAACGUAAUUGUGAUUUAAUGACACACAAGCAUUUACAUGAAAGCUUUUUGUUCUCAUCUACAGCUGAUGGCCUGAACUUCAUCAGCUGCUAGCCUUUCCUUCAGAUUUGCAAAUGGGUUAAUGUGACAGAACAAUUACAAUGGCAGUUACUACUGUAACAGACAUGAAACUUUGUGAUUGUGUACAUAUUGAACUAAAUUCAAAUUUGAAGUUUAUAGCCAGUUGUUCAACAUCAAAAUAAAUUAAUAAAAAGAAGCUGUUUUUUU
Epinephelus moara (kelp grouper) is the source of this 1085-nucleotide messenger RNA. RefSeq names its product signal sequence receptor, beta (gene ssr2). The transcript has 6 exons. The coding region runs from base 139 to 696 and encodes 185 amino acids. Lineage: Eukaryota; Metazoa; Chordata; Actinopteri; Perciformes; Serranidae. The record is from RefSeq and is a predicted model, not a curated record. Gene Ontology annotation, cellular component: membrane; endoplasmic reticulum.